GUUUCCUCUAUCAUCAUCAACGCAAACCAGUCUUCCAUUCGCUCAUUCUUCUUUGCAUUCAUUCAUCCAACUCAGUCGCUCUUUUAUAAGAACUCAAGUCAACAGUCAAAAUGAAGUUCACUGGAAUCGCCGCUGCUCUCGCCCUUACCGGCGCUGUCAGUGCUAUCGCCAUCCCUCGCGGAACCGUCUCUGCCUCCCUUGACUCUACCUUGAACGAGCUCAACACCCUCCUCAACAAUGUUGAGCCUUCUCUCAGCAACCUCGUCAACAAUAUUGAGACAGACGUUGACCUCGUCGCCUUGGAAUCCGAGCUUUCCCAGAUCAAAACUCUUGUCUCCUCCCUCGUCGGUGCGCCCGCUAAGCGCGAAGUUGUGCAAGGUGCUACUGAACUUGUGGGAUCCGCUGUUAACACUGUUGGUUCUGCUGCCUCUCCUGCCGUCAACACUGUUGGUUCAGUUGCCGGUCCUGCUGUCAAUGACGUCAACACCUUCACCCAGCGGGACAUAGUUUCUGGCGCCGUCGCAAGCGUCACUGGUAUCCUUUCUAACCCUAUCAGCACCGUUGACAGCAUUCUCCCAUUGGCCAACAACCUUUGCAGUGGCAUUACCAACAAUGUCCCCUUGACUCAAACCGUCGGCGAGCUCACUGCCCUUACGCAGGGAGUUGCUUCCUACGCCAACCUCCCCCUUUCCCUCGUCAAGCUUCCUACCUCCAACUAAUAUGGAUCAUAUCGAGUAUGAAUAGCGGACUUUGACCCCUUUUCGCAUUUCUUCCACUUCGGACCAAUGCCUUUUUUACUUCUAUCCCUUAAUGCUUGAGUUCGUAAAGCGCAGGAUUCGCAUCUGACUUGUGAGGAUUCGAUGGGACGAGCAUGAUUCAUUGAUUUGUUGAUAGCUUAUUCUAUUACAUUGACCACCUUGGUGGUGCAAUUUAUUCUAUAUUUGAUUAUUCUCUACUAAAUACUUUUUCUUUUCAAUAAUAAUGUUCAACCC
Messenger RNA from Talaromyces stipitatus ATCC 10500, 992 nucleotides. RefSeq lists its product as uncharacterized. The transcript has 3 exons. The record is from RefSeq and is a predicted model, not a curated record. The coding region runs from base 111 to 719 and encodes 202 amino acids. NCBI's taxonomy places the organism in Eukaryota, Fungi, Ascomycota, Eurotiomycetes, Eurotiales, Trichocomaceae.